This is a messenger RNA of Trichoderma gamsii, 1614 nucleotides long. RefSeq lists its product as hypothetical. Gene Ontology annotation, molecular function: acyltransferase activity, transferring groups other than amino-acyl groups. Bases 1 to 1614 code for a protein of 537 amino acids. Gene Ontology annotation, cellular component: membrane. Gene Ontology annotation, biological process: polysaccharide biosynthetic process. The transcript is spliced from 2 exons. NCBI's taxonomy places the organism in Eukaryota, Fungi, Ascomycota, Sordariomycetes, Hypocreales, Hypocreaceae. The record is from RefSeq and is a predicted model, not a curated record.
AUGAACGAACACACUUCCCCCAAUUAUUCGCCAUCGAAAGAAGAAAAGAUGGGCUUGCUGGAUGAGAGACGGGGCUCAGAUGCUGCAACUGAUACUAGUGACAGCAGCUCGGGCACCCUGACUGGCGCCGGUAUCGCCACGACUCCAUCCCUUGCCGACAGUCGCUUUCAACUUGGUAUUCUUAGUCCUUCUGCCGAUACCCUCAAGGCACCGUUUGGUUUCAUUCGAUCGACUCCGUGGCGGAUCCUCAUCGUUCGCUUUCUUACUUUCCUGAUACCCAGUUUCUUGCAAGGUCGCCAUGCUCGAGAGCAGAUCUGCCCAGCCAAGCUGGCUCCAACGGCGUAUCUCGAUGGCAUGCGUGGUCUGGCAGCGUUAGUCGUGUACUUUUGUCAUUACUUUUACCAAGCAUUCACUAUUGCCGAGGGAUGGGGCUGCGGAGAGACAAACUACCACAUCCUCAAGCUGCCAUUCCUGCGUCUCUGGUACCAGGGGCCUCCCGCCGUCUGUGUCUUCUUUGUCAUUUCUGGAUAUGCGCUCUCAUACCGACCUAUGAAAUUGAUUCGAAAUGGAGCCUGGCCCGACUUUUCCACCACCAUGAGCUCUCUAAUCUUUCGACGCGGCCUCCGUUUGUAUAUACCCACGGCCAUCUCGACCUUUAUGAUCAUCUGCCUCUUGCGAAUCGGCGCCUACGAGUGGACUCGUGACUUUGCCAACGAUAAGAAAUAUAUGAAGAAUAUUGUAGAGCCCCAUCCGGCUCGCAUGGAGCACGCCUUGGCUCAGUACAAGGACUGGCUCUUGCACAUGUUUAGGUUUAUUCAGGUGUUUAGCUGGGAUAAAUUUGGUGGAAGUACUUCCUACGAUGUUCAUUUGUGGACGAUUCCUGUCGAGUUUCGAUGCUCGCUCUACCUCUUUCUCACCAUCAUCGGCACGGCCCGCCUACGCACGUCUGUCCGCUGGCUCACGGUCGCUUUGGUCAUGUGGAUCUCAUACCGCAAUAGCCGGUGGGAGCUGGUGCUGUUCUUUGUGGGAAUGCUGAUUGCCGAGAACGAUCACAUUCGUGGUGCGCAUGUUCCAACGCCCAAUCCGGCUCUGCCAGUAGACGAAAAGUCACGGACAACCAAAGCUAAGCUUUGGCCAAUCUUUUGGGCUCUCUUUAGCAUCCUUGGCUUGUACUUGAUGUGCCAGCCGGACGGCCGAGGUGAAAUUACCCCUGGUUGGAUAUGGCUCUCAUCUCUCAUUCCCAAGUGGUGGAAGGAGGAAAGAUACCGCUACUGGCAAUCGACGGGCGCUGUCAUUUUCAUCAUUGCGGCGAAUCACUCGCCUCGAUGGCAGCGCUUUUUCAACUUGCCAGUGGUCCAAUACUUUGGCAAGAUCUCAUAUGCCCUUUACCUCAUGCACGGACCUGCCAUGCACGUUGUUGGCUACCACUUCGAGAAGUGGGCAUACGGCGUGACUGGAGUGGAAGGAUAUUGGUUUAAUGCUGGAUUCAUCCUAGGGGCGUGCUUCUGCAUUCCCACCGUGGUGUGGUGGGCAGAUGUGUUUUGGAGGGCAGUUGACAUUCCCACUGUCAAGUUUGCCAAAUGGUUUGAGAGCAAGGUGAUUGUCAAAGCAUAA